Molecule: messenger RNA, 3831 nt
Organism: Penaeus vannamei (Pacific white shrimp)
Lineage: Eukaryota; Metazoa; Arthropoda; Malacostraca; Decapoda; Penaeidae
Source: RefSeq, a predicted model, not a curated record
AUGCCCGAACUGUGGAGGCAACCACCAUGCGUGGAACCUCAGAUGAAACUGCACAACUGGAGUAAUCCUCCCACACGCAAACCGACUCCUCUCCACAACUCUACUGCUCUAAGCGCAGUUGGCGCUCUCCAACCACCUAGUUCACCACAACUCAGCACUCCUCAGACAUCUGUCAGACCUGUUCAGCCAAUUCCGGCCACACUUCAAGGUGCUACCUCCGCAAUGACAUCUCCCACCCCACAUGACUCUGCCAUCAGCAAGUUCUUGGCGAAUACGAUCCAGCUUGGCCUCCUAGCUCUAGGCAGAUCAGUGGACCCUUCUAUACUCCAGCUCCUGACACCUCCAGCUCUACCUCUCAUGACAAUCACAAAGAAUCUGCCAACUACCAACUUUCAGCCCACACACCGUCAACAUAUCCCACAAAUGGAUAGUACUACAGUUCUUUCAACGUCUUCACCCUUACGCAUCCUACAAUGGAACAUUCUUGGAUUAAAAGCCAAUCUUGCCACCCUUCUAACAGCCAACGCAGAGGAUCCUUUUGACAUCCUUGUUCUACAAGAAACCCUACUCUCUGAAACAAGCACAUGUAAUAUCAAGAAUUACAAUGCUUUUCACUCUUACUAUAUGCCUGGACAAAACAGGGGUAUAUCCAUAUUUACCAAGAACUCCCUCCACACUCAGCUGAUUACACCUGCACCAGAAUGUGGAGCCCGUAUCGAAUGUCUUGGCAUUCAGAUCUCUUUAAACGAAUCCAACUUAUGUCAAUAUAUACCGGCCCCACAUCCUACCUGCGAAUUAGAGAUGGAUGAACUGUUCAGAUUAGCUGCACAUGAACCGACCAUCAUACUAGGCGACUUCAAUGCUCACCACCCAAACUGGAAUGACCCCACCACCUCCUCAGCUUACAAAACAAAUGAUGCAGGGCUACACAUCAAGCUCCUUCUAGAUUCCUUCCCAGAUGUUUCCCUUUUGAACUCCAAACAAGCUACGCACACCAAAGGAGGAGUCUUAGACUUGACCAUCCUCUCCAACUCUUUACUACCACGCCUACCACUUCCUCCACCUGUCACAAGAUGGAACCUAAAAAAAGCUAACUGGGCGCACUUCACUAAGCUCUUAGAGGACUGGGCAGAGAGAUACACUCCUGCAAAUAACCUUCACCAAUUAGAGCAGGAUUUUAUUGAUGCUAUUAAGGCAGCAGCAGAUAUCUCAAUACCCAAAAUAAAUCACACAUAUCAUGCGCAUAAGGACAGUUGGUAUUACAAUACACGAGUCCGGGAAUUAAAGCGCAGACUGCGCUUGUUCAGAAACCUCCUUAAAAAAACCAACUCCCCAGAUAUCCAUGAAUCCUUCAAAACCCUAAGGAGGUUAGUUAAUCAAGAGCUCCUCGAUAUCAGAAACAAAGCCUGGCUCACUUGGUGUGAAAACAUCUCUGCCCACACACCUCUCCGAGAAUUAUGGGGUAAACUCCGUGCAGCAUCUGGAGCAAAAACACUGAAGUCCUCCAUACACCCAGAGCCUCUCCAAGAAGCCAAUAGAUUAGGUGCAACAUUUGCAGAAAGAUGCGCUUCAGCUCAACUGCCACCCAACAUCUCUAGAAAAUUACAACAACUCCAGACAAUACGUCAACAGACAAUCACAACGGCCAUUAAUACUAACGCUACAAGCGAUGCUCCUUUCACCAAACAAGAAUUAUCACAGGCCAUUGUCAACAAAAGAGACACUGCACCUGGAGAGGACAAAGUCCCCUACUCAUUCCUUAGCCAUUUAGGCCCCAAAUGCAAAAGUACAUUACUCAAAAUUUUUAAUAAAUCAUUACAAGAUGGCACAUUACCAAGGAAUUGGAAGCAAGCUAUAAUUCAGCCCAUUCCCAAGAAAGAAUCAAACUCCUUCAGGCCAAUCUCCCUCCUGUCUUGUAAAGGUGCAGGCACAGGAGACAACAUCAUCACUCUCCUUUCCCUUCUAGAUGGAAAGGACAGUAUUGUAGUAUUUCUGGACCUCGAAAAAGCUUUUGAACUCGCCAACAAAGAUGCCAUCCUUUCUUCAUUAGCAGAGAAAGGCCUGAAGGGUAAACUCCUCUGCUGGCUACAGGACUACCUGACCGACAGGAUUGCUAAAAUCAGAUUCCAGGGUCAUCUGUCCAACUCUUACAACUUUGAGAAUGGAACCCCUCAGGGAGGUCUCCUAAGUCCAUUCCUUUUCAACAUCCUGGUUUCCAACCUAAUGACAAUUCAAUUCCCAGCAAAUGUACACUUGUUAGCAUAUGCUGAUGACAUACAACUCGUGGCCACAGGUCCAAACCGACAUAUCAAUGCCCAAUCAGCACUUGACGCAAUUGAAGCAAAAAGCAAAGAACUGGGACUCAAAGUUAACCCCGACAAAUCUAAAGCACUCCAGGUAAACAGGAUAGUUGCAUAUCACCAACUCUAUAUUGGCAACAUACCACUUGAGUGGGUCCCAUCCUAUAAAUGCCUCGGCAUCUUCUUCAACUCUGAACUUUCAGCUACCACACACCUUCGUUUCCUAUUAAGAAGCACACAGUCCCGCUUAAAUGUUCUACGAAGACUCACAUCCUCCAAAUUAGGCGCUGGGUUCAAGGUAUUACGCCUCUUCUACACACAUGCCAUAAGAUCCUUAGUUGAUUACAGCGCACCAGCACUCCUGACUUUAAAACCUGAUCAACUAGCUUCCCUGGAAACAAUACAGAACCGAGCCAUGAGGACCAUCCUUGCUGCACCUACAUGGACAAGGCUUGCCAAUCUUCGAGUAGAAACAUAUUUAACAUCUCUCCAUAAUAGGACUCAGCAACUGUCCGUUAGUCUCUGCUCGAAAAUUAUAACAUCAACAAGACCUUCCCCCUUGAAGUCAAUCAACCAUCUACUCAACAACCAAGAACUAUGCCACAGUGCAAGAUGGCACGGCCAGUUAGUAAAGGCAUUCCACUCCUUAAACACCCUUCCAAUAUUAACCGCAAGAGGCAUAGAUAGUGUGCACCCACACUAUCAACCUAAUCCACCAUGGAGAGACUGGGAAGCAAAUAUCCGAACCGAUACCAUUCCCACCAAGAAAGCUCUCUGCACUCCGGCCAUGAUUGCUCAACUGGAGGCAAAUUCACUCAGACAACCAGAAGCUCUCUUACUAUUCACUGACGGCUCGGUCGAUCAAACAAAUGGCAAAGCAGGAGCAGCCUUUAUUACCAACGGAACCAGUGUUGCACGUCGAGUCUCAAAUGGAGCUUCCACUCUACAAACAGAAUUAUAUGCCAUCAAAAUGGCACUAAAAUAUGCACUGUAUCAAACACAUUCAACCAUCCACAUAUUCACAGACUCCCUCUCAGCCUUACAGGUUCUAAGGAGAACCCAAGCCACAGACAACUUAAGGCUUAUCUCAACAGUCCUGUUCCAUAUACGACAACUAAAAGAACAGGAGAAAAUCCUAACUUUCUGGUGGAUACCAAGCCAUGUCAAUAUCACAGGCAACGAUUUAGCUGACACUGCUGCUAAAAACAGCCUCAAGAACCUCUUAGUCACAGGCCACAUUCCUCCAAGCCUCAGCCAGCUGAAGAAACUUCGCUUGGGUUACCGCUGCAAUUGGGAGAUUGACAUGCGGGUUCCCAAGCCUUGUACAUUGUGCGACACAAUCACUCAAGAACCCCUGAUACACUACGUACUAGACUGCCCAAGCAUCCAACAUCUCCGACCCAGGAAAUUCCACAGCAACAACCGACAAGAUGAAAGCCACUUUGCAUCUACAGCUGCCAGAUGCCUAGUGGAAAUGCUCAGUCUCCCAGACUCACUAUUAGUCUUCACCAGAGACCCUCCUCCUAGAUGA